This is a messenger RNA of Styela clava, 1136 nucleotides long. Lineage: Eukaryota; Metazoa; Chordata; Ascidiacea; Stolidobranchia; Styelidae. The record is from RefSeq and is a predicted model, not a curated record.
ACCGUACUUUUAUUUCAGAUUACCUAAUGGAAUUACUUUCCCAGCCCACGCUAACAGCUUUGCAAGUCUGUGGAACAGUCGGACUUCCAGAAAAGUGUUUCCGAGUUAUUGUUAAAAAUGCAUUGGAUUGCAUUUUCAGUCAACAUGAAGAUGAGAUCCUAAUAGAUAAAGACACUGUGGAGAUAGAUGCUGCCAUCUUGAAGCAAACAUACCUCGCUAUAAUGACGUUGUUUGUUGAAGCCUCGAAAACAGAUACAAGCUCUGAGCAAUUCAGUAUGGUAUUAGAUGACUGUAAAUUGCUCCCGAAACAAAAAGAGAUUUUGCAAGAAUCAUAUAAGCUAAACAAGCAAAAGGUACGAUCACACUUGGCCCGAAUUAACAAAGGCUUACCUCAUGUAGUUGAUAUCGAUUGGAGACUUGAUUACAACAUGAAGAAUAGUCAGUUGAACAAAGUUAUGGAUUUGAAAUACACCCUUUCCUUUAAAACUGAACAACAGUUGUGUGGUGAAAUAAACUCUAACCAAGAAGAUAAUGUGCAAUUUUCUUGCACGCGUGAACAGUUGCAAGACUUUGUUGGAAAAUUAAAAGAAGCAGUAAAAUCAGUUGAGAGGGCAAGCCAAAGCUGAAUGAAGCCUAGGAAAUGAAGAUGGUGAUGAAAUGACAAGCCGAAUAAAAUUGAAUUGGAUGAAAUUUUCUCAUAUAUCAUGCACUGAUGUUUGUAUCCAGGACAAGAUUCACCGAAUAAUUUGUCACUUUUCAACUUUUUUUUUUAAUUAUUCUCAAGUGUUUGGCAAUUUUUGUCACCUGGCAUACUUGUCUGGCCCCUUGGUUUAAUUGUACAUGACACUAAGCCAUAUAUCUAGAAAUUCGGGUAAGUGAGGGAGAUUCUUUCAAUUAUUUAAUUCAAAAUGCAUGUACCAUGCUGAUUAUAUAAUUACUGCAAACCCUACUUUGGGAUGCCAGGAAUUAACACUACUAACCAAAUAAAGUUGUCUGGAUAGUCAUUUUUCUAUGAUUCCUAUAUUCCGAUCUUAUUCCAAGUGCAAUAUAAUACUUUGGCAAAAACACUUAAUUUUCUAGUGCUGUUGUCCUGAAAAAAUGUUUGAACUUUGAACAGGUAGUGCCUAGUCAAAAAA